ACAAAAAGUUGUACUUAAUUCUCUGUCUUCUUUUCUCGAUUCUUGUUUCCUUUCAAUUUAUCCUUUCAUUUCAAAAGAGAAUCCUUCAAACAUCUUCAUAAGUUUUGUGAUUGUCUUCUCACAAAUUUCCAAUAAUUUCAGUUGUGUGGCAGGUUAAAACUGCCACCCUGCUGAAUAACUGAAGAGGAAAGUAUUAGUAAUUGAUACAUGCGGGAAAGCUAACUUCAUGGCACCAAGCAAGCUUAGAAAAGCUAUUGGCGCUGUCAAGGACCGGACAAGCAUAAGCUUGGCCAAAGUUGGAGGCAGCAACUGCUUGUCUGACCUAGAAGUUGCCAUUGUCAAGGCGACUAGACAUGAAGAGUACCCGCCCGAGGAGAGGCACAUUCGAGAGAUUCUAAGCUUAACUGCUUAUUCUCGAGCCAACAUCUGUGCUUGCGUCGAUAACAUCUCUAGACGUCUUGGCAAGACAAAGAACUGGGUUGUGGCGCUCAAGUCAGUAAUGUUGAUCCAUAGGUUGCUCUCCGAUGGUGAUCCCUCUUAUGAACAGGAGAUUUUCUUUGCCACGAGACGGGGAACCAGGCUUCUUAACAUGUCUGAGUUUCGAGACUCCAAAUCCAAUUCAUGGGACUAUUCUGCACUUGUCCGUACCUAUUCAUUGUACCUUGAUGAACAACUUGAGUAUAGGAUGCAAAGCCGCCGUGGAAAGCGUAGUGCCUAUGCCUACGACGAAGAUUUAGAGGAAACUGGUCCUAAUGCCAUCAUGGUGAAACCUACUCCAUUGAGGGAAAUGAAGAAUGAGGACAUUUUCUCAAGAAUCCAAUACCUCAUGCAACUCCUUGAGCGAUUCUUAGCAUGUAGACCCGCAGGUUUGGCAAAGACCAACAGAAUUGUAUUCGUGGCUCUCUAUCCACUUGUGAAGGAAAGUUUCCAACUAUACUACGAAAUAACGGAAAUAAUAACUAUCUUGAUCGAUAAGUUCCAUGAACUAUCAAUCCCCGACUCUGUGAAGGUUCAUGAGAUUUUCUGUCGUAUUAACAAGCAAUACCAUGAGCUUGAACAAUUCUACAAUUGGUGUAAAACUGUUGGAAUUGGACGCUCUUCUGAAUAUCCAGAUAUUGAGAACAUUCCACAGAAGAAACUUGACCUUAUCGAUGCAUUUAUACGGGAGAAACCCAAAUUGGAACAGAAUGGGAAUGCAAUGCAUUAUGAACCAAAGAGAGAGCUGGUUGAAAAAACUCAAGAGCCAGAGCCAGAGCCAGAGUUAGAGCCUCAACAGGAACAGGACAUGAAUGCUAUUAAGGCAUUACCACCACCAGAGGGAAUUCCUGAAGAUACAAAUCAAGAAGAAAAGACAGAGGUGGCAAAAACCCAAGAAGUAGGCAACUUGUUGAACUUGGGUGAAGAUGCACCAACUAUGGAAGAGCAUGGAAAUCAAUUGGCUUUAGCCCUCUUUGAUGGUGGUCCAGCAACUGCUGCUCCUUCUACAACUUCACCAUGGGAAGCGUUCAAAGAUUCAGGGGAUUGGGAAACAGCACUCGUUCAGCACACGAGCCAUUUAUCAAACCAGAAGGCUUCCCUUGCUGGAGGCUUCGACACAUUAAUGCUAGACGGAAUGUAUCAACAAGGAGCAGUAGCUCAGGUGGUAGCCAGCUCAGGUGUUGUAGCUACUGGAAGUGCUAGCAGCGUCGCGCUUGGAUCAGCCGGUCGGCCGGCAAUGCUAGCCUUGCCUGCACCUCCAUCUGCAGGUAGUGGACCUAACACAGCCGGCACAAGCACUGACCCUUUUGCAGCGUCACUGGCAAUAGCUCCACCACCAUAUGUUCAGAUGUCAGAAAUGGAGAAGAAACAAAGAUUGUUAGUAGAAGAACAGGUAAUGUGGCAACAAUAUCAAAGGGAUGGAAUGCAUGGACAAGUAGGAUUAGCAACGGCACAACCAAACCCUUGUGCAUACAAUAUGGGAGGAUACACAAAAACCUUCUAGUGGUUCCCUUAAUUAGAUACAGAAGAACGAUCCAUGGUCGUUCUCUUUGUGGUCUGCGAUGUUCAGUAAAGAGCAAAAGAGGCAUUCAGGAAGAAGGAACGACAAAUAACUAUUCAAGCUCACAUUUUGAUUAAUGUCUUGAUUGCCUGCUCCACGAGUUAGGAACAAUUUUCCAAAUAUGAUAUACAACAGUUGCAGAACUACAUGUUAGAGAAGAUUUUAUAUCACAGUACGUAAUGUAAUAAUUUGCAAUUUUCACUUGUGUCUUUUUCCUCUUUUCCUUUCUACAGUAAGCUCUGAAGUGAUUAUUCAAGCAUAUAUAUGGCAUACAGUGAUUUUUUGUA
Nicotiana attenuata is the source of this 2325-nucleotide messenger RNA. RefSeq names its product putative clathrin assembly protein At1g03050. Gene Ontology annotation, biological process: vesicle budding from membrane; clathrin-dependent endocytosis; clathrin coat assembly. Bases 227 to 1981 code for a protein of 584 amino acids. The record is from RefSeq and is a predicted model, not a curated record. The transcript has 3 exons. Gene Ontology annotation, molecular function: phosphatidylinositol-4,5-bisphosphate binding; clathrin heavy chain binding; SNARE binding. NCBI's taxonomy places the organism in Eukaryota, Viridiplantae, Streptophyta, Magnoliopsida, Solanales, Solanaceae. Gene Ontology annotation, cellular component: clathrin-coated pit; clathrin-coated vesicle.